CUUCAAAAGCAAAAAUCCAUUUUACAUUGUUCCAGACAUUCUUUACUUGAUGAUCGUUUAAGAGUGGAAUUCCAUUGCUUGAUAAAUCGUUGAGGUGGUUCAUAUCUUGGUUUGAUCAUGACUGUCGUGGAAAAUGCUGAUGUGAAAGUGGACUCUUGUGGUCUGAAUGUAGACAAAAACACUACUUCUGAUGAUCAGAACCCAAAACCCAAUUCCUCUCUUGAGACACCAAACUCCACAAAGGGCCAAAACAGUGAAGGGGGUAUCAUCAAGAGUGAGAUAAGUCAUCUUGGUGAUAAUUUUUCUAGGCUAAAUCCGAUGGCCAGGGAAUUUGUUCCGCAUUCACUUGCUCGAACCAACUCUGGGUUUGUGAGAGAUAACAGAUUAUGGUUCACUAACAAUUUUGCAACGCAAGCCAUUUCUGCUGAGGAGAAUGACCAUUUUGCUAGAAGGGGAAGGAACUUUGGUCAAGGGAAGCGAUGGAUGUACAAAAAAACAAGCCAGGGUCAGAAUAAAGAUGUAAUCAGGAGAACUGUAUAUGUCACAGACAUCGAUCAACAGAUUACUGAGGAGCAACUUGCUGGUCUCUUUCUUUCUUGUGGCCAGGUUGUUGAUUGCCGUAUAUGCGGUGACAGUAAAUCUGCUCUCCGUUUCGCCUUCAUUGAGUUCACUGAUGAAGAGGGAGCUGGGUCUGCUUUAAGAAUGUCGGGUACUCUGUUUGGUUCUCAUCCUAUUAGGGUUCUUCUUUCGAAAACAGCUAUUGCGCCUGUUAACCCGACUUUCCUUCCAAAGUCUGCAGACGAGCGAGAGAAAUGUGUAAAGACUGUUUACUGUACUAAUAUUGACAAGACGGUCACUCAAGGGGAAGUGGAAGAGUUCUUUAGAACAGCUUGUGGGGAGAUUCAACAUCUGAGGCUUCUUGGAGACUAUCAUCACCAAACCCGCAUUGCUUUUGUUGAAUUUACGCUGGCGGAAAGUGCAAUUUCCGCGCUUAAUUGCAGCGGUGUUAUCUUGGGUGAGCUCCCUGUAAGGGUAAGCCCGUCAAAGACGCCAGUGAGGCCACACCGCUCUGAUUCAAACUAAAGUUAAUCGCAAUCAUGUCAAAGAGUAGAAGAAGAGAAAGAGAUAUCAAAGAUUUAUAUAAAGAUACUUCGAGGCGUUUUCUGUUGAUAUCAAGAUCCUUUUGUUUCUUUACUUCGCAGGUUGUCCGG
Molecule: messenger RNA, 1211 nt
Organism: Thlaspi arvense
Lineage: Eukaryota; Viridiplantae; Streptophyta; Magnoliopsida; Brassicales; Brassicaceae
Source: the annotation of a GenBank genome assembly